Corylus avellana is the source of this 2441-nucleotide messenger RNA. RefSeq names its product RNA helicase family protein. Gene Ontology annotation, molecular function: RNA binding; ATP hydrolysis activity; helicase activity. The record is from RefSeq and is a predicted model, not a curated record. Gene Ontology annotation, cellular component: intracellular anatomical structure. Lineage: Eukaryota; Viridiplantae; Streptophyta; Magnoliopsida; Fagales; Betulaceae.
ACUACUGCCUACAGUGAGAACCGGCUAAAAGCUUCUACGAGUAGCAGCGAACCAAUACGAACGCGUAGAAGCAAAGCAUUACGAACAAUGUCGCAGUUCUGGAAGCCAGGCACCGAGAAGCCUCGUCUAGUCGACGACGAAGAAGGCGGAGUCCUCUUCCUCUCGGCUUCUGCUUCUUCCUCUUCCUCUUCCAGAUUCGGGUAUGCGAGUGUGGAGAAGCAGAGACAGAGGCUUCCUGUGUACAAGUACCGCACAGCCAUUCUCUACUUGGUUGAGACUCACGCCACUACCAUUAUUGUUGGCGAGACCGGUAGCGGCAAGACCACCCAGAUUCCUCAGUACCUCAAAGAAGCAGGUUGGGCUGAUGGUGGGCGGCUAAUAGCAUGCACUCAACCAAGACGAUUGGCUGUCCAGGCAGUUGCUGCAAGGGUGGCCGAAGAAAUGGGGGUCAAGCUUGGUGAGGAAGUUGGCUACACGAUUCGAUUUGAAGAUCUUAUGAAUCCAGGUACAACUAUGAUAAAGUUUCUAACAGAUGGGGUGUUACUGAGGGAAAUGAUGGAUGAUCCUCUUUUGACCAAGUAUAGUGUCAUAAUGGUAGAUGAGGCUCAUGAAAGGUCUAUUUCAACUGACAUAUUACUUGGUCUACUGAAAAAGAUUCAACGGCGUCGAUCUGACCUGCGUCUGAUUAUCUCCUCCGCUACAAUCGAAGCAAAAUCAAUGUCUACUUUCUUCCAAAUAAGGCGUCGAUCAUUGGAAGCUGCGGAGAGUGGACCAAGGAUGGAGCCUGCAAUACUUUCAGUUGAGGGUAGAGGCUUUAAUGUACAAAUUCAUUUUGUCGAGGAGCCUGUCCAGGACUAUAUUCGGUCUACUGUUUCAACAGUAUUGUCAAUCCAUGAUCAGGAACCCAUGGGUGAUAUUCUGGUAUUUCUUACUGGUCAAGAUGAUAUUGAUGCCUCUAUUCAGUUACUAAAUGAAGAAGCUCAAAGCAAUGGAAAGAACUCUUCAGGAUUGAUUGUUUUGCCUCUGUACUCCGGGCUUCCGCGGGCGGAACAGGAGCUGAUUUUUUCUCCAACUCCUAGAGGGAAGAGGAAAGUAGUGAUAUCAACAAAUAUAGCAGAGACAUCGUUGACUUUGGAGGGCAUUGUCUAUGUUGUUGAUAGUGGAUUCUCAAAACAGCGAUUCUACAAUCCGAUUUCAGAUAUUGAGAAUCUGGUGGUGGCACCUAUAUCCAAGGCAUCUGCUAGACAAAGGGCUGGUAGGGCUGGAAGAGUUCGACCUGGGAAGUGUUACAGGCUAUAUACUGAAGAGUAUUUUGUCAAUGAAAUGUCUGCGGAGGGUAUUCCGGAGAUGCAAAGAUCAAACCUUGUCUCCUGUGUGAUUCAGUUAAAAGCAUUGGGCAUAGAUAAUAUCCUGGGCUUUGAUUGGCCGGCAUCUCCAUCUCCUGAAGCAAUGAUUCGAGCACUUGAAAUACUUUAUUCACUUGGAGUCUUGGAUGAUGAUGCCAAACUUACUUCACCAGCUGGAUUUCAAGUAGCAGAGAUUCCAUUAGAACCAAUGGUCUCGAAAAUGAUCAUUUCUUCGAGCGAACUUGGGUGUUCAGAGGAGAUUAUUACUAUUGCUGCUACUCUCUCAGUCCAAUCCAUUUGGGUGCCUGGGAGGGGAGUGAAAAAGGAUAUGGAUGAAGCCAAGUUGAGAUUUGCUGCUUCUGAGGGUGACCAUGUGACAUUCCUAAAUGUUUACAAAGGGUUUCUUCAAUCUGGCAAAUCUUCUCAAUGGUGUCAUAAGAACUAUUUGAACUACCAAGCCAUGAAAAAGGUUAUUGAAAUUAGAGAACAACUCAGAAGAAUAACACAGAGAUUAGGCAUAGUCCUGAAAUCUUGUGAAAGAGAUAUGCAGGUGGUAAGAAAGGCAGUUACUGCUGGCUUUUUUGCUAAUGCGUGUCGUUUAGAAGCAUUCACUCACAAUGGGAUGUACAAGACUGUCAGAGGGUCUCAAGAAGUGUAUAUUCACCCAUCAUCUGUGUUAUUCAGAGUUAACCCAAAAUGGAUUAUAUACCAUUCCCUUGUCUCAACUGAUCGGCAGUACAUGCGCAAUGUGAUCUCCAUAGAUCCCUCUUGGCUAAUGGAGGCUGCUCCACAUUUUUACCAGCACCAUCGUCAUAAUGCUACUGCCCACUGAUCUUGCUGUUGGGGGAAGCAAAUCGUGGGGCCUAGAUCAGUUAGCCUAGGAAUUUUCUUGUAAUUAUAUGUAUUAAUCUUGAGAACUGUGCAGUCAUGGAUGAGCUGCCUGCAUUGUUUUUUUUCUCUUGCUGAAAUAUUGGAUAGGAAAUUUUGGGCUGGUUGAUGCCUUCGCAGUUGGCUGUACUCAUUUGACGCGCUCAAGUUAUUUUUUUAAUAGUUUUUUCAUUAAUAUUCUUGUUUAUGCAGCAAUCAUAUUUUCAA